AUGAUUGUGCUUGCGCCGCCCACAAACGCCCCUGCGCCAGCUUACAUGGGGCGGGGGGUGACACUCGGCGGAGCAACGAAGCCGCGGCCCAUGUCAUUGGAAUGCAGAGCACCCACACCCCACAGCGCCAACGGGCUGCACGCAGGCGUCGCCCAUACCGCGGGGCCAAAGGCCCUGCAGCCGACGGAAAGACAGUUUACACACUUUCCAGCGUCUUGUUGUCGCGACACCGCCGCGGUGCGGUACAGCCGCACGACAGCCACAACGCGAAGAGGCCACACACACAUUCACGCAGCGCAGCGCGCGCCCUCUCGUAUUUGUAUGGGAGGAUACCACCACCCCACAGCGACAGCUUCAGCAGGUCGCCCAAUACGGCCCCGCCGUUCCGCCUGA
Messenger RNA from Trypanosoma rangeli, 393 nucleotides. RefSeq lists its product as uncharacterized. The record is from RefSeq and is a predicted model, not a curated record. Bases 1 to 393 code for a protein of 130 amino acids. The transcript has a single exon. NCBI's taxonomy places the organism in Eukaryota, Euglenozoa, Kinetoplastea, Trypanosomatida, Trypanosomatidae.